AUGAAGUUUCCGUCGAUGCUCUCUUCUUUCGAACAGGAGAGCACUCCUGAAAAAACGAACAAAUUGAGACUGUCGCGCGGCGUCGUCAUCGUGUCCGCCGUAUGGAUCGCGUUCACGGUCGCGAUCGCGGCGUGCGUGAACCCGAAGCUCUUAGCCCCUGUGAACGGAGCGGUGAGCUUCUCCGCUCGACUCGCGCGGAAGCUCGCGGACGGAACCAUCGACUCGGAGUUCAUCCUUCCCGCGAUGUUUUGCAUCGUCGCGCUCCUCGCGCUCAGGUUCUUCAUGCAACCCAUCGCGAAGCGACUGUUCUUUUGGUGGACGGACAGCACGUCCGAGAAGGCGUGGAACGCGUCCGCGCUGCACUGGGUGUUCGACAACGUGUACGGCCCGCUCGAGGUGUCGUUGGUCGCCGUCGCGGCGUUGAGGUUUUUAGAAGCCGGCGUGAAGGGCGCGGGUUGGGUGCACGCCGCGCUGUUCGGCUCCGUCGUGGAGAAGCUCGUGGCGUGCGCGCUCGUCGUCGCGUUCUCGCGCGUCGUCAUGAGCUGGCAAGAGCGGUUCUUCUCGCAGAAAGCGUUCGAGCUCGAGCUCGAGGGGAAGGAACUCCAGGCGGAUCGCUUGGUCGGCGUGUCGAAACUGUCGAAACUCGCGACGUCGCUCGUCGUCGUCGCGCUCGGUCUGAAAGUCUUGGGCGUGGACAUCGGCGCGCUCGUGACGUUCGGUGGGAUCUCCGGUCUCGCCAUCGGUCUCGCGGGCAGGCAGAUCCUCGAGAACGCGUUCAUGGGUUUGAUGUUGUACGCGACGUCGCCGUUCAUGCCCGGGGAUGAGAUUAAAUUUUCGACGAAUCAAGAGAGGGACAUACAAGGGUUCAUCAUCGACAUCGGGCUGUUCCGGACCUCGAUCCGGUCGUUACACCGCGAGAUGUACUACAUCCCAAACUCGCUGUUCUCGACGCUGUCCGUGCUGAACAUCACGCGCCGCGGGAAGGAAUUCCGCAUCAAGCACGAGGUGAAGGUGCGCCUGGCGGACACCUCGCGCGUCGCGAGCGCGUUGACCAACUUCCGCGCGCUCUUGAAAUCCGACCCGCGCGUGAUGCGGUCGCUGCAUCGGCGCGUGUUCAUCUCGGAGAUAACCCCCGAAGGGCUGACGAUCAUGAUGAGUUUCUUCGUCGAGGCGGUGAACAAAGACCAGUUUUACGCGACGCAGCAGGAUUUUCUUCAAAAGUUUUUGGAGACGUGCAAGAAGAACAACGUCAGACUCGCCGCGCCGACGCGCGCGUUCACGCAGGUGGUCGACGAGGAAGGACCGCUCGUGUUCUCCACGCAAAAAGAGAAGGACAUGGAGCUCGCCGGUACCGUGGAUAUAAACACGACGACCGACGAAGCGGACGAGGUGGCGCCGUCGUCCAAGAGCGCCAACGAGGCGAAACCGCCCGCCGGCGGGUUGACCGCCGCGCUCGCGGACAUGUUCCUCGGGGAGAAGGUGAUAAAGGAGGAGGGCGUCGUCGAGGAGGAGGAGAACCUGCGGAGGAAGACGGAGAAGCGCUUGGAAGAGAAACGAGCGCUGAAGGAGGCGGAGAAGCUGCUGAAGGCGAAGGCCAAGGAGAAGGAGAGGGCGGAGAAGGAGAAGGAGAGCGCCCGAAAGGCGUGA
Messenger RNA from Micromonas pusilla CCMP1545, 1647 nucleotides. Its product is annotated as small conductance mechanosensitive ion channel family. Bases 1 to 1647 code for a protein of 548 amino acids. Lineage: Eukaryota; Viridiplantae; Chlorophyta; Mamiellophyceae; Mamiellales; Mamiellaceae. Gene Ontology annotation, cellular component: membrane. The transcript has a single exon. The record is from RefSeq and is a predicted model, not a curated record. Gene Ontology annotation, biological process: transmembrane transport.